Molecule: messenger RNA, 249 nt
Organism: Penicillium bovifimosum
Lineage: Eukaryota; Fungi; Ascomycota; Eurotiomycetes; Eurotiales; Aspergillaceae
Exons: 3
Coding region: 1-249 (82 amino acids)
Source: RefSeq, a predicted model, not a curated record
AUGCAAUCUUCCCUCCCAUCUGCCAUUAGAGAUGGCGUGCCGAAAGUGCAAGGCGCAGAGAAACGCUGCACGAAUCUCAACAAGCCUGCAGAUGCGCCAACCCCGGCAAUGAUGCCUGCCACACCCGUUCGUGCUCCUUUGGGCCGUAAGGCCAAGGCCACCCACGCCGUCGCUAAGGAGCUGAGCCCCGCUCCCAGCAACGACAGCGAUGCCCUUUCGUCCGCCCCUCCCGACGUUGAGAAGAAGUGA